CUUGAAGCUCGGAUGCCAGUAAGUGCAGCAGGUGAAUGAUUUACUGCUUUUAGUUUACCUUCGCAGCUUGGUUAUCAGACACAAAUAGCGAAUACUGUGCGUCGAAAUGUCCCGUUGCUUGUAACGGGAUCCCUUGUCCAAAAUAAAUCAAUACAAAUAAUAAUACAAUAAAAUAUAGAACAAAAGUGGAUAAAAGAGGUCGAAACCACGCCGGGAGCCUGGAAUUAGCAGGUGAGCUGUGAGAGGAGGAACCUCUGAGGUGGAACCAUGUUGUCGGGGGAAGAGAUUCUGUGCAACACACAGCAGGUGAUUGCAGGCCUGGAGGCACUGAGGGGGGAGAACUGCAGUCUGCUGGAGAGCCUGCAGGAAGCGAUGGAGAGCCGGCCAGCCUCAGAGAGCGGCAGUGUGGAGCAGGAGAAGAGUGGCAUCAUCCGCCAGUCACUGGAGAGGAUCGAGUUGGGGCUGGGAGAGGCUCAGGUGAUGAUGGCACUGUCGGCUCACCUGGGCUCUCUAGAGGCAGAGAAACAGAAGCUGAGAGCUCAAGUGCGUCGUCUCUGCCAGGAGAACCAGUGGCUGCGGGAUGAGCUGGCUGGAGCUCAGCAGCGGCUGCAGGACAAAGAGCAGGAGCUCGUCACGCUGGAGGAGCACAACAGACACCUGAUGUUCAUGUCCUCCAUACGUAAAUAUGACCAGGAGGAGACGCCGCUGGAUGACAAAGACAUGACUUCCACCAAGGAGUCUCUGGAUGACCUUUUCCCCGCCGAUGAGGAAGAGCAGUCACCGAUGUCGCAGCCUCACCACAGCAGUGCAGCAGCAGCAGCGCAGCAGGGCGGCUACGAGAUCCCAGCCCGCCUCAGAACCCUCCACAACCUGGUCAUCCAGUACGCAUCACAGGGACGCUACGAGGUGGCUGUCCCACUCUGCAAACAGGCCCUGGAAGACCUGGAAAAGUCCUCAGGCCACACCCACCCCGAUGUCGCUACCAUGCUGAACAUACUGGCACUGGUGUACAGGGACCAGAACAAAUACAAAGAAGCAGCGAACCUACUGAACGACGCCCUGGCGAUUAGAGAGAAAACUUUGGGAGUUGACCACCCAGCCGUGGCAGCAACGCUGAACAACCUGGCAGUGCUUUAUGGGAAAAGAGGAAAAUACAAGGAAGCCGAGCCUUUGUGUAAGAGAGCGCUGGAGAUCAGAGAGAAGGUCCUGGGCACCGACCACCCAGACGUGGCCAAGCAGCUGAACAACCUGGCACUGCUGUGUCAGAACCAGGGGAAAUACCAGGAGGUGGAGCAGUACUACGAACGAGCUCUGCACAUCUACCAGAGCCGGCUGGGGCCCGAUGACGCCAACGUGGCCAAGACCAAAAACAACCUGGCAUCGUGUUACCUUAAACAGGGGAAGUACAGACAAGCCGAAGCUCUUUACAAAGAGAUCCUGACUAGAGCUCAUGAAAAGGAGUUUGGAUCUGUAGAAGGUGACGGUCGUCCCAGCUGGUCCGGGGCAGAGGACGGCAGCUCCAGGCAGGACGGGCUCGGCAGCCUGAGGCGCAGCGGCUCCUUCACCAAACUCAGAGAGUCGAUACGGCGAAGCAGUGAGAAGCUCGUCCGCAAGCUGAAAGGAGUUGGAGUGGAGGAAGAAGCCCCAAGGAAUUCUGGAAUGAAGAGAGCCAAUUCUCUGAACGUGCUGAACGUGGGAGCCAGAGAGAGUCAGCAAGCUGGCCAGCUUUCAAGUCAUUGGACAGAAACACGAGUCCUGAGCUCUAGCACCCAGAGCCUGGCAAGACGAGGCUCGCUUGGCGGGACCAGCUAACACACACACAGACACACAACUCUGCAUGAAGUACCCCACAUCAACUCUUCACACUUAUGUACACAGGAAAUUCUGGUUUUCAAGCCCUCUGUGCCACAGAUGCUGUGUUCUCAUGGCUUGCUAAAGGCCAAAGUCACAUUUUUUUGGAGCCAUGGCAUGAGAAGAGCAGAUUUGUGCUACAAAGAGGUAAAAACCAGAUUAUUUGUUGUUGUAUAAAUCCAGCCGUGUAUUGACAAUCAGCUGUCCUGCUGUAUUGAUGUUAUCCUGCAACACCGCUUUCCCUAAGGCUGGGCGAUAUGGACAAUCAAAUAUUACAAUAUUUUUGACAGAAUACAUUGUAGCAAUGGCAAUUGGUGCUUUCAUAAGACGUUUCACAAUGGGAUUUUAGAUUAAAAAAAAAAAAACAUAGCUAAUGUGGAUAUGAAGACUGGGGAGAUAGAGGAAAAUAAGUCCAGUAACUUU
Myripristis murdjan (pinecone soldierfish) is the source of this 2274-nucleotide messenger RNA. It is a transcript of the gene klc3, whose product is annotated as kinesin light chain 3. Gene Ontology annotation, cellular component: cytoplasm; kinesin complex. Gene Ontology annotation, biological process: microtubule-based movement. Lineage: Eukaryota; Metazoa; Chordata; Actinopteri; Holocentriformes; Holocentridae. Gene Ontology annotation, molecular function: kinesin binding. The transcript is spliced from 14 exons. The record is from RefSeq and is a predicted model, not a curated record. The coding region runs from base 268 to 1812 and encodes 514 amino acids.